AGGUUUGAAAACCACUGGUCUAUGGCAUUAACAGGGUACUUCACAUUCAAAGGUCCCCAAAUUUUAGUUUUGAAUCUGUCCAAACCAUUUGUUUACCUCCUUACAUACGCAGGCUAAUUAUUUAUAGGCUAUUUAUGAAGGAAUAUGUGCUAUAAGCUAUAUGAGACAUGGUGAUGCAUUGUUAUGGACAUUAUUUAAUUGUCCAUGUGUUUUGAUUCCAGAGUCUGCACGUUCAAAACAUUUGGAAAGUCACGGAGAACAUCUAAAACUCUACAAGAAAUUAUAUCAACAAUCAACAAAUUUGCUGUACCUGGAAUCAGUAUAAAGAAGAACAGUGUUCGCAGAGCUGCUGGGUUUUGGAGCAAUGUCUGUAAAGAUUUGCAAGUGCCAAAUACUUUUAAUAAUCGCAACAAAAUACAUCAAGCAUCUCUGCUUCUUUUGAAGGAUGACACAGAUAAAGAAGUAAUAAAAGAAGAGACUCCGUGUCCAUCUGUCAAUCUGGAUGUGCAGGAGACCAAGGCUGACAGUGAUGUCAUCUGUAGUUCAUUAACAAGUAACUCUGAAUCAAACUGUGCCUUUGCUGAGGUGGAAGAGACGAUCAAAAGGAUUCAGAGUCAGAAAGGAGUACAAGGAAUCAUCAUUGUUAAUGCCGAAGGCAUCCCCAUCAAAAGCACUCUUGACAACUCAAGCACAGUUCAGUAUGCCGGUAAUGUCCACCAGCUGCUCAUGAAAGCUCGGGGAAUGGUGAGGGACAUCGACCCUCAGAAUGAUCUCACUUUUCUCAGAGUUCGAUCAAAGAAGAAUGAGAUCAUGAUUGCCCCAGACAAGGACUAUUUCCUGAUUGUCAUUCAAAAUCCUACAGAGUAGUCAUGAAUUCUUCAUAGUUGUUGCCAUAGUAUUUUUUUUUUUUCUUUAAUUGCCAAAAGUGUUUCAAAUCUUGUUCUAGGAAAGUGAAGUUUAUGUAGCUUCCAUCUUAUUACAAAUACUCAGUUUGUACCUCUCUUGCUAAUCAUUCCAGUAAUUUGCUCUUUAUUUUAUAACUUAUUGUUCUUUAAUUUUCUCUUUUUGCAAGUCCUCUGUCUAUUCAUCAUCUGUAAGGAUCAACAUGACACUAUGACAUACUGUACUUGUAUGUGUAUGCUACAAAGGACAAUAAAACCGUGCAUUUCCUUUA
Molecule: messenger RNA, 1174 nt
Organism: Labeo rohita (rohu)
Lineage: Eukaryota; Metazoa; Chordata; Actinopteri; Cypriniformes; Cyprinidae
Gene: dynlrb1
Product: dynein, light chain, roadblock-type 1
Exons: 7
Coding region: 205-867 (220 amino acids)
Biological process (GO): microtubule-based movement
Cellular component (GO): cytoplasmic dynein complex; centrosome; cytoplasm
Molecular function (GO): dynein intermediate chain binding
Source: RefSeq, a predicted model, not a curated record